AUGUCCGACUCAACCGUCACGAUGAGAGCCGAGGAGAGCCCUGACGAUGGGAGCAAUACCAUCACUCUGCCAUAUAGAGACGCUCCCCACGCCGCCGCACUGGAUCCCAUCUCAAACACGCUCGUGGCCACAGCGACUCUCAGCGCUACACCCCCUUCAAGUAGACCUUUCAGAACGGCGGCAGUCAAGACAUACAGGACUGAUCAACUCGGCUCGCGAACAUGGGAGUGCCGCGUUUGCAGCAAGCCCGCCACUCAGGUCCACCAUGCAGCAGCCUCAAUUCUCUCGCCGCAGGGGUCAAAGCUACUGGAUACAGCCGUCCCAACGUGCAGCGCCGUCAGGUGCAGAACCCAUGGGUUUGAAAUAGCUCAGCAAUUCAGCAACACGGCUGCCCCGGAGUCAGAUGUCACGCAUUGUGGAAAUUGCGGCGGGAGGUCCCGGACAGCACUGUGUGGCGGCUGCACGUUCGCGUACAACUCAAAAAGAACUGUGCAAGCGGCUACUAGCUUCAAGAGGCCUCGCAAUCGCACUGCAAAGACCCAAGCCGUUUCCGACGCUGAGCCUUAG
Drepanopeziza brunnea f. sp. 'multigermtubi' MB_m1 is the source of this 567-nucleotide messenger RNA. RefSeq lists its product as uncharacterized. The record is from RefSeq and is a predicted model, not a curated record. NCBI's taxonomy places the organism in Eukaryota, Fungi, Ascomycota, Leotiomycetes, Helotiales, Drepanopezizaceae.